AAAAUUAAUUUUAUUUUGAAUUACUUAAAAUUUUUAAAGAAAUUUUUGAUUCUUUGGAAAAUUUUUCGAUAUUCUUACAGAGCAUUUAAAAUAAGAAUACUUUUUUUUUAUUAUACAUACUUACUUGAAAAAAAAAAAUUUGUGUGCCAAAAAACAUUUUCGAAUAUACAAAAACAAAAAAAUAAAAUUUCAAAAAAAUAAAUUUUCAAAAUAUUUUGAUACAGAAGUCAUUCAUAUUAAAAAAAUUAAAUAAUUUUUGAGUUCAAUUUGCUUUUAAUAUUUAAAUACAAAAAAAAAAGAUUAAUUUCAUAAAUUACUUAUUAAUAUAAAAGUGUUAUAAAAAAAAAAACAAGAAUAAAACAAAAAAUGGCUUUAAGGUGCGCUGGAUUAAUUUUAAGCAAAGAAAUUUCAUCUGGAAUUCGUUCUGUUAAAAAUGCUCGUCAUAUUAGCAGUACAGCUCCAUUAUUAAAUAAAACAUUUUUAGAUGAUUCCCCGAAUGCUGUACUCGAUAAAAGUAUUUUGAAUCGUUAUAAAAAACUUUCAACACCAAAAGAUAAAGUUCAAGCAACAUAUCUUUGGAUUGAUGGUACUGGUGAACAUUUACGUUUAAAGGAUAGAAUUGUAAAUAAAGUACCAAAAUCACCAGAAGAUUUACCAAAAUGGCAAUAUGAUGGUAGUUCAACAUAUCAAGCAAUUGGUGAAAAUUCUGAUUGUACUCUAAUACCGAGAGCAAUAUAUAGAGAUCCAUUUAAACCUGGUCAAAAUGAUGUUAUUGUUAUGUGUGAUACAUAUCAACCAGAUGGUAAACCAACACCAUCAAAUCAUCGUAAAGCAUUAGCAGAUGCUAUGGAAAAAGUAUUAAAAGAACAUGAACCAUGGUUUGGUAUUGAACAAGAAUAUACAUUACUUGAUGUUGAUGGUCGUCCAUUUGGUUGGCCAUCAAAUGGUUUUCCUGGGCCACAAGGACCAUAUUAUUGUGGUGUUGGUGCAAAUCGUGUUUAUUGUAGAGAUUUAGUUGAAGCACAUGCAAUUGCAUGUUUAUAUGCUGGUAUUGAUUUUGCUGGUACAAAUGCUGAAGUAAUGCCAUCACAAUGGGAAUAUCAAGUUGGUCCAUCAUUAGGUAUGAAAGCAGCUGAUGAUUUAUGGGUAUCAAGAUAUAUAUUACAUCGUAUUGCUGAAGAAUUUGGUGUUGUUGUUACAUUUGAUCCAAAACCAAUGGAAGGACAAUGGAAUGGUGCUGGUGCACAUACAAAUUUCUCAACAAAAUCAAUGCGUAAUGAUGGUGGUAUUAAAGCAAUUGAAGCAGCUAUCGAAAAAUUAUCACAUAGACAAGAAGAACAUAUUAAAGCAUAUGAUCCACAUCAGGGUAAAGAUAAUAUUAGAAGAUUAGUUGGUAAAUUGGAAACAUCAAGUAUUGAUAAAUUUUCAUGGGGUAUUGCAAAUCGUGCUGUUAGUGUACGUAUACCAAGAGGUGUUGCUGAUGCUGGUAAAGGUUAUUUAGAAGAUAGACGUCCAAGCUCAAACUGUGAUCCAUAUAGCGUUUGUAACGCAUUAGUAAGAACUUGUUUAGUUGAAUAAAUUGAAAAAACAAAACAAAAAAACAAAAA
Condylostylus longicornis is the source of this 1607-nucleotide messenger RNA. It is a transcript of the gene Gs1, whose product is annotated as glutamine synthetase 1, mitochondrial. Lineage: Eukaryota; Metazoa; Arthropoda; Insecta; Diptera; Dolichopodidae. The transcript has a single exon. The record is from RefSeq and is a predicted model, not a curated record. Bases 367 to 1578 code for a protein of 403 amino acids. Gene Ontology annotation, cellular component: cytoplasm. Gene Ontology annotation, molecular function: glutamine synthetase activity.